Molecule: messenger RNA, 2211 nt
Organism: Nestor notabilis (Kea)
Lineage: Eukaryota; Metazoa; Chordata; Aves; Psittaciformes; Psittacidae
Product: zinc finger protein 185-like
Exons: 25
Coding region: 1-2211 (736 amino acids)
Source: RefSeq, a predicted model, not a curated record
AUGACCACUGAGGACUACAAGAAGCUAGCUCCAUAUAAUGUUAAGCAAAAAUCAGUGGACUUGGAUGAAGAGGAUGUGCCUUUUACUCCAGAUGAACACAAAAAGAGGACAGAGGCAGCCAACAGUGUCCUGAGGCGCAGCGCCAGCAGAGAACGCGCUUACGUCCUCUCUGCAGCCAAGAAAAGCAGUGGCAGCCCAACACAAGAAUUCCCACCCUUGUUUGCCAAGAGAAUUGAGAUAGAAGAGGAGGGACAGCAGAGGAGGAGUUCAGCUGGUUCCUGCAGGUUCACACCAGAUGACACCAGUACUAAUGGGCUAAGAAAAACCACCACGGGAUCUUCUUGGAAUGAGCCAAAGACAACAGCAGCGUCUCCCUCCAGCCCUGAAACAGGCACCAAGAGCCAAACAACUACAUCCUUGAGGGAAAGUUCAGAGAGAAUCUCCACUUCUGCUGAAAUCAGAAAUGGGGAAAAUGGACAGGCCCCUAAUGGGAAAUCCUCAUCUGAAACCGUGUCACAGCGUGGGGAUGGUGACAAACCUCUGAAGGAAAAGUCCGAGCCAUUCCCAUGGGAUGAACAGGCCCCCAGAGCAACUGUGGUUUCCACGAAUGGAAGUUAUCCUGAACACACAGAAGCCAGCAACGGAUUUUACCCACCAAAGUCCAACUCUGGUUGCAGGGACGUUGCUGCAGAUGCCACAGACAAGCAGCACCACCAGUAUGAGACCUCUCAGCACCUGGGUGAUGCAAAGUCUGAACCUGGAAGGUCAGGGCCUGCUGCUGGUUCUCACAGUGCUGCUCACAGAGGGAAGAUGUGCUCGCACUCUGAUGUCCCAAUUCCUCCUACUGAGAGCACCCCUGUGCAGCUGGAGGACACAGACUAUUCCUUCAAAAGAUCUGUCCUGGGCUACGAGGAGAGAAGCAGCAGCACCCAAGAGAGCAGAUACACGAGUCCUGAGGCCCCAGCGUACAGCAAACCAUACUGGAAGGAAGUGAUGUCUUCCCAAGAUUUCCAAGAGGGGAACACCCCUAGGGAAAGGGAGCAUGAGAGCACAAGGGCCUUGGAUGACCACAAACCAGACCUGAUCCAAGAAGGGUACUCAGGCUCAACCAACCGUACUGAGAAGGGACAAGAACCUCCUGCCCACACUGUCCACACGGAGCCUCACAGGUCAAGGGAACACACUGACCAUGAACCCAGCAUGACUAGGUCCAGCUCUCUGCCUAGAGAAAGCAGCAUCACUGCUCCAGAGGCCCCAUGUGGAAAUGAAGCUGACCCACGCCAGGAAAGGAUCACUCCAGCUUGGGAAGAACAAACCUGCACCACCACAGACAGUCACUGUGAGAGCCUGGGAGACUGGAGGCACAAUGAGCCUGACCUGGUAGCCAGCAGGUCCACCUUCAGCUCAGAGAGUGCUCUCAGUGGCAAUGAGACCCAGCAGCCUGUGCUACUGUACAUGGACCGCCAGCCCUUUAGCAGCAGCAUGUCAGCACCCAGUCACAGGAUACCAUCCUAUGUGGACAGCCAAGCCUUCAGCACCAGAAGACCUACCCCAGAAUAUGAAGGGAGAGGUUAUGAUGGGAGCAGCAGCCCGAGGAACAGCAGAUACGACAGUGCCAGUGCCAGAGGGCUCUGUGACUUCAACCCCAUGGCUGGGAGCUACGACUCCCUUCCCAGAGACACCACCAUGCCCAUUUCCCAGAGGAGCCACAGGGUGCCGUUCUACAUGGACAGCUUAAACUGUAACAGCACCAGGCUUCUGUCCAGUUCCAGUGAGAGGAUCUGCACUCCAAACACUGCCUCACCACACAGCAGCCCAGCAUUGGCCUCAGGGUACCAGCCCGACUCCAGCGCUGCCGCAAAAGGGGUCCUCUUUGUGAAGGAGUACGUGAACAGCAGCGAGUUAUCGGGCUCCUCGCGCUAUGGCAGCAGCAGCCUUGUGGAUAUGAGUGAUUUGGAGAGAGCAACCUACAGCCACCACCGCUACCUGUCCAGUGCUCCCCUGCAGAGGUCCAGUGAACCUGUCUGCAGCUACUGCAGCCGUGAGAUCCGAGACUGCCCCAAGAUCAUAAUAGAGCAUCUUAACGUCUGCUGCCACGAAUACUGCUUCAGGUGUGGAAUUUGCCACAGAGCAAUGGGAGAUCUUCUGGAUAAAAUAUUCAUCCACCGGGACAUUGUGCACUGUGACAAGUGCUACGAGAAGCUCUUCUAG